Molecule: messenger RNA, 1644 nt
Organism: Sitodiplosis mosellana (orange wheat blossom midge)
Lineage: Eukaryota; Metazoa; Arthropoda; Insecta; Diptera; Cecidomyiidae
Gene: DCAF12
Product: DDB1- and CUL4-associated factor 12 homolog
Exons: 1
Coding region: 124-1503 (459 amino acids)
Cellular component (GO): Cul4-RING E3 ubiquitin ligase complex
Molecular function (GO): protein binding
Source: RefSeq, a predicted model, not a curated record
ACAAGUGAAAAUAAAGUCAUCGGAAUUAUUUCAAUUAUAUGGACAUUUCGACAGCCCGGAUUUGGAUUAUUGAAUUUUAUCGAAAGCGAAAAGUCCAAUAAAACUUGGUGUGUGUGUUUCAAUAUGUCGAAAACAGUACGCAGGUGCAUUGUUGGGCGACGACCUCCUUGUUACAUACCAAGUCGACUUGAAGAACGAAGUGCAAAAGCCCGUCAAUUGCGACAAGAAAGACGUCGCAAACCAGACAAACCCGACGAUUUUGUAACAUACGAAGAUUCUGACAGCGAAGAUGAAACGCCCGUACAACAAAACGAAGUGCUUAAUACAUCGUACAAUUUUGUGGACUAUGUACGAAGUCGUGAAUUGAAUAUACGGGAGCAGCGAAGUGUAUGCAACUCAUAUGCAAGUCGACACAUUCUAACGCAUGACAUGUUCAAAGAAACCGCCAUAUCGCUAGGUAAUAUCAAUAAAGUGUUUUGCUCACAGUGGCUGAGCAAUCGACAAAUUAUAUUCGGCACAAAAUGCAACAAAUUAAUGGUGUACGAUGUGAAUAUGCGACGUGUCGAUGCAAUUCCAACGCUACAGGGCAGUCGACAGGCUGGCGCUGAAACACAGAAUGGAAUCAAUGCCAUUGAAAUAAAUCCGUCACGUACAUUGCUCGCAACGACUGCCCGACACUCGGCCGAUAUUGCCGUUUAUCGUUUACCCACACUGGACCCAGUCUAUAUUGGUGAAUAUUGCCAUCGGGAUUGGGUGAUGGAUAUGUGCUGGUUAGACGAUCAAUUCCUCGUAUCUGGGUCAAAGGAUGCAAAAAUGGCAUUGUGGCGCAUUAACGAAGACGAAAACAAAGUCGAAGUUAAUGAGAAAACCGAUGAGGAAACAUGCCCAACACCCGAACGCAUUACGGCAUUUUCGGUGAAAGAAUGUCGAGCGGCUCAGAAAAUUCGUGCACUUUGCUUUAAUCCAGAUUACAAAGAAAUUGCCGUAAUCAGUCUCAAUGGUUAUAUUCAUAUUUUUAAUGCCGAAACAUUUUCGCAAAAACUAUCGAGAAAAUUGCCAAAUUGCCAGGACAAUGUGUGCAUCGCAAGCCAACCACAAGGACUGUAUGCGGUUGGUUGUCGAUCGUAUACGCUACUUUUGGAUCCACGAACAUUGCAAGCGGUGAAGAAAAUCGCAUCGAGGUACUCGGGGUGUGGCAUUCGAUCGGCCAGUUUUCAAGAAAACAUUUUAACCGUUGGCACCGGAUUGGGAAUGCUCAUGUUCUACGAUUUACGGGCCGGCAAAUAUCUCGAAAGUAGCAUAAAUUCAUCACGAACCGUUGUACUGAAAGCGAGUAAAGGCUAUGUGUUUCCCGAAGAGGACAUUGAAGGUUUUCAACAAGUCCGGUAUGUGCCGGCUAUUUACACACAUUGCUAUGAGCCAAUGAGCGGUACUCGACUCUUUGCUGCCGGUGGACCGUUGCCCGCGACGCUCGUUGGGAACUACGCGGGGAUAUGGCAAUAAUUAUUAUUCAUAUAUGAAUACAAACAAUAGAUUUAGCAACUUAAUCAUAACUUUAGUCGUAGCGUUUAAAACAAAUGUGGAUUUUAUUGAAUAAAUUCGAUUUUAUAAAUUAUGAAUUGAAUGAGAAAAAAACGUGCCGUU